Kwoniella shivajii is the source of this 2151-nucleotide messenger RNA. RefSeq lists its product as uncharacterized. The record is from RefSeq and is a predicted model, not a curated record. NCBI's taxonomy places the organism in Eukaryota, Fungi, Basidiomycota, Tremellomycetes, Tremellales, Cryptococcaceae. Gene Ontology annotation, biological process: establishment of spindle localization; mitotic spindle orientation checkpoint signaling; nuclear migration along microtubule. Gene Ontology annotation, cellular component: mating projection tip; spindle pole body; cell cortex. The transcript has 7 exons. Bases 1 to 2151 code for a protein of 716 amino acids.
AUGACGACAGAAUCAGAUGAAGAACUAGCUUCAAUCGUUCAGCAUAUCUCUAUCAGUGAUGGAACCACCUCCGUCCUCGCGCCAUCAGACAGGAAUGGCCUGUCGAACGGAGGGAACGAUUAUCCUCCAAAAGUCGAAAAAACGGAUCAAGACAGCAACAACGUAUCAGACCGGGAGCUUGAAUCUCCUCAAUCUAACGCAAAUGAAGAGAACGUCAAUUACAGGGAGCUGGAAAAGAGGAUACAAUCGUUGUCACGCGAAAUAUCCUUACUCCUGGACCGGAUAUAUGAAAUUCAAGAGCUUCGACAUUUUUCAAUCCCAUCGUCGUCAACUUCAACGGUUUCUACUCCCUCAAGAAUCGAUGAUCUGUUGUCAUCAUUGACAGAUUCCACUUCAUUACUCAGACCGCAAAUCACGUCAUUACAAUCUAUAUUCUCGUCAAGUACAGGGUCACAUACCGAAAAUCUACAAGAUGGGCUAGAGGAACUCAUGGUUGAAUGGAAGAAGGUAGAAGAACAGCACAAACUUUUGUUAGAAGAAAUGAAAGAGGAUGGAUGGUUGGUGAGGUUUCGAACUACGGCUGAUCAAGCUGAAGCUAUGAUGAAUCCAUUACGGAAGAGUUUGACUGAAUGUCAGACGUAUGUCGAGCGAAUCAUACAAUCAACUCGCCAUGUUCCCCUAAAUUCCGAAUAUGAGGAACAAGUCAGUAUAGAGAAUUUACAGAAGAUCUCUAAAGGUCAUGAGUCUAUGACGAGAACAUACGUACCGAGCAUAAACAAGAUACUCAAAAUGAUGGAUAAGAGUAUAUCUGAUCGACCCAUCAAGAAUGGCGAGUCCUUAAGACGACUCAGUGAGAUGAGCCAACGAUGGAGCCUGAUGCAAAAACAGCUGCAACAGGUCAACUCCAAGAUACGUUUCAUCUUCUCACAGCACCAACAAGGAGUAGAUCACGACGAUGGAGCAGAAGACAUCGAGCUUCUUGCCGAUGUCACAUCUCCAUACAGCUCCCCCGACUCUCGAGGUGAUUACUUCGGCUAUGGUGGUGAGGCCGUAAGAUCAAGGGAAUCGACCAAUUCAAGUUAUUCUUCAAACAGGACCAGAGAGUCCAGCUCCGGGAUGCCCCAAAAAACAUCGCAAGGACGCCCUCACUAUGCUUCUUCCUCGGCUACCCUUUCCCCUGACACAGCAAUGCGACCUUUACCUCUUCGAAGACGAACGUCAAUGAUGUCUAGUACAUCUGCAACCACAGCACGAACACCGAACGAGAAACCAAGAUGGGAUUCAUCUCGCAAAGUACCUGAAACAGUGUCUACGCCUACAAUGCCUCGUAGAUUGAGUGCACUUCCAAGAUCAAUCAGUCCUACGCCUAGCAAUGCAUCGAUGUCAUCUGCCGUGUCGCGUCGUUUGAGUAGGAUACCGAUAGCAACGCCACCGAAAAGUAAAGGUAAGGAUUACUCAUCACCCACAGGAAGAUCUGAUAGAGGCAGUGAAGAAGUCAUUAUACCUGGUUUAUCUGUAUCCAAUACACACUCACGUAUCUUGCUUUCUGAACCUCGACAAACCAAGGGUCAGAAUCAUUUGGAAAAAGCUAGAAUGGGUUUGGCAACUCCCGACUCAUCGAGACCCAGAAUGAGUUCCACAUUCACAUCAUUCUCAAGGACGAAUACGAAUACACCACGAACAGCACCUGUCUCGGGACGAGCAAGCCUGAGUAGAGCACCCCCUUCUUCAUUCAGAAUAACGUCACCGACACCUAACAGCUCAACCAGACCUUCUUCAAGAUUAAGUACGAUAUCAUAUUCGAAUGUUAAUCUGAACGAUAUACAAGAAUUCAAGCCUUCGAAAUAUGAUUUACUAGAUACAGCAAUUCAACGAAUCAUGGAAGAAAUCAACUUUAACCUGUUCGCGAGUAGAUUAGAUCAAUCACUCAAACGAGGUCAAAGGAGAAAUGAACAUGAAGAAUGGAAAGGUGAAUACAUAUUUGGCAGAGGAGAAAAACCUUCUUCUGUCAAAUUAAUCUUCUUAGCUCCACAAAAACCUAGUUUGGAAAAGAGGACCAAGUGUUUAGUUAGAGUCGGUGGUCAAUGGUUGGAUCUUAAAGGGGAAUUGGAAAGGAGAAUGAGGGAUAUCGAGGACGAUGAGACUUUUUGA